Molecule: messenger RNA, 1965 nt
Organism: Lactuca virosa
Lineage: Eukaryota; Viridiplantae; Streptophyta; Magnoliopsida; Asterales; Asteraceae
Source: the annotation of a GenBank genome assembly
AUGAUGGUGGCCAUGAUGGUCGCCGGAGACGAUGAUGAUGAAGAUGGGGAUGACGGGAUGGGAUCGAUGGUCCUCUGUUUCUCUAUCACUGAUCAUCCCACGUUCUUGAUCAACAGGAAUGAAUCAGAUGCCUCUGAUCAUAGCUACAGUGAAGGUGAUACAGUCCCCUUCUAUGCCAACAUAAUUGGCCCAUUCCAUAAUUCUAGAGAAACAUAUGCUUAUUAUGAACUUCCAUUUUGUUCUCAAGAUGUUGUCAAAGAGAAGAAGCUUAAUUUAGGAGAGAUGUUGAAUGGAGAUCGUCUUGUUUCAACUCCAUAUAAGCUUGAAUUCCUUGUGGAUAAAGAUUUAGAAGUAUUAUGCAAUAAGACACUGAGUAAAACAGAUGUUUCUAAGUUCAAAAGGGCUAUAGAGAAGGACUACUAUAUGCAAUUAUACUAUGAUGACUUACCAAUGUGGGCUUUUAUUGGAAUGUUAAGAAAUGAGGAAAAUUUUAGUGGAAGGAUCAAAACAGAGUAUUCCAUUUACAGACAUUUUGAUUUCCAAGUUUUUUAUAAUAAGGAUCAUGUUAUUGAGGUCAAUCUCCGAAUGCCUAGAGAUUCAUUUACAGACAUUACUGAAGACAAGGAAGUUGAUGUGGGGUUCACAUACUCAGUUCAGUGGAAAAUGACACAACAAUCAUUUGAUAGGAGAAUGGAGAAAUACAUUGGUUCUUCCAUUUUACCUCACCACAUGUCAAUACAUCAUCACUCAAUUACAUACUCAAGUCUCAUACUCCUCAUUCUGAUCAUUUCCCUACUCACAUUUUACUUACUAGUCCUUCGUAAAGACAUUUCCAAGAACUUAGCUGAUGUGGAAGAGGAUAUAUUGAGUUAUAAUAAUCAAGAAGAGAUAGGGUGGAAGAAUGUUCAUGGUGAUGUAUUUAGAUUCCCACAACACAAGUCUUUAUUUGCUGCGGCUCUUGGUGCUGGAAGCCAGUUGCUUAUAGUUAUCGUAGCAAUUCUUGCUCUAGGCCUCCUAGGUGUUUUUCAGCCCUAUAUGCGAGGAGUACUCUGGAAAACACUUAUCAUUGUAUAUGCUGUUACAUCUUUGGUCUCAGGAUAUACUUCUCUUUCCUUCUAUUGUCAACUCGAAGGAACAAACUGGAUGAAGAACCUAAUACUCGCAGGAGUAUUAUAUUUUGGGCCACUCUUUGUUACUUUUACUUUCCUAGACAUUGUUGCAACAUUUUAUGGAUCAACUACUGCAUUACCAUUGAGAGCAAUAGUCAUGUUAUCUCUCUUGUGGAUAUUCAUAGCAUCACCAUUGCUUUUUUUAGGAGGCAUUAUUGGGAAAACCAGAAUGUCUGAAUUCCAAGCUCCCUGCAAAACCGCUAAAAUUCCUAGAGAGUAUUGUGUCCAUAGUCUUCUUUCUUCUUCUGAUCAUGACUGCUUUAGUUCUGUGGCACUGACAUACUUCCAGCUUGCUGUUGAAGAUCAUCAAUGGUGGUGGAGGUCGUUUUUGUGUGGUGGAUCUACUGGAUUGUAUAUAUAUGUUUAUUGCAUCUAUUAUUAUUUCGAGAGAUCAGACAUGAAUGGUUUCAUGCAAAUCUCCUUUUUCUUUGGCUAUAUGGCUUGUCUAACAGUAUUUGAUGUGCUACUCAAUUGCUUCAUUUUUCUCAUCAUCCUGUUAUGUAAUGAAGUACUUCGACAAACACAAGAACAAUGAUAAAGAGGUUGACGAAUAACAAAGAGCUCAAGGAUUUAACGUGGUUGACCUGAUUAGAGUAAUUAAGCUACAUCCACGGGAUAAACUACAGAGAUAUUUUGUUUGAUAUUCAAUACUACUAUACAAUUUUUAUGUAUUUAGUGCAUUUACAAUGUGGUGCUCUUGUCUUAGAGUUACAAUUAGUAUUAAGAGAUUCAUUUAUAGUAGUUGUUGACCUAAACUUUAUAGGCUGGUCUCAUGGGCUCAAGAUGGUAACAUUCC